Pseudopodoces humilis (Tibetan ground-tit) is the source of this 1075-nucleotide messenger RNA. Lineage: Eukaryota; Metazoa; Chordata; Aves; Passeriformes; Paridae. The record is from RefSeq and is a predicted model, not a curated record.
CGUGGGCCGUGAUUUGAUUGACAGCGCAGCGGGCCAAUCGGGAGAGCGGGAAUUGGCCACGCCCCUUCCGCGGGGCCGGAGCGCGCGCGGCGGCUCCGGGACCCCAAAACCGAACCCGGGACCCCCAAAACCGAACCCGGGACCCCAAAACCGAACCCGGGACCCCCAAAACCGAACCCGGGACCCCAAAACCGAACCCGGGACCCCCAAAACCGAACCCGGGACCCUCGAACCGGCUCCGGGACCCCCGAACCUCGCCAUGGACCCGGACCCGGAUCCAAAUCCCGGCUCCGCCGCUGACCCGGCACCGGAACCGGCACCGGAACCGGCGGGGAAGCGGCGCCGUUUCACGAUUCGGCAGGAGGGGCCCGAGGAGCCCCCGGUCCCGUCGCUGUUCCGAGCCAGCGCCGCGCCCCCCCCGGUACCGCUACCGGUUCCGCCCGGUGCCGGUUCUUACGCCGAGUUCGUGGUGCGGGGCUCGGGCAGCACCGGGAGGGCCCAGCCGGGACCGGAGCGGAACCGGGGGGAGCGGGAACAGAACCGGGACCGGGAACAGAACCGGGACCGGGAACAGAACCGGGACCGGGAUCCCGAACCCACCGGAACCGCCCCCUCGGGACCUCCGGGACCCCCCCCAAGCCCCGGGGACCGGGAUCAGAACCAGAACCGGGACCGGGACCAGAACCGGGAGGUGCCGGCCCUGCCCGUGCUCAAACCGGGCACCAAGAGCAGCAGCAUCAUCGUCAGCCCGCGGCAGCGCGGGAAUCCGGUGCUCAGGUUCAUCCGGAACGUUCCCUGGGAGUUCGGGGACGUCGUCCCUGAUUACGUCCUGGGCCAGAGCAGCUGCGCCCUCUUCCUCAGGUACCACCAGCUGCACCCCGAGUACAUCCACGAGCGGCUCCGGGCUCUGGGGCGGAGCUUCGGCCUCCAGGUGCUGCUGCUGCAGGUGGACGUGCGGGAUCCCCUCCAGGCUCUGCAGGACCUGGCCCGGAUUUGUCUCCUCAGCGACUGCACCUUGCUGCUGGCCUGGAGGUGCCGAAACUGCCCCAAAACGGCCCAAAAUGCCUCAAACUGA